UGUAAACAAAUAUAGACUGAAAACGAAACUAGGACUGAACUUUUAUAACUAUAUCAAAAUGGCGUCAGGAGGAAGUAUAAAUACAGAUAUUUUGUCUGAUGAAACGUUUGAUCUGCUAUGUACUAUGUGUAAACGUAAAGGCAGAAAUAGCGAAGCUCAGAAAUAUUGCGUAGAAUGUCAGGACUAUUAUUGUUUAAUCUGUGUCAAUGUUCAUGAGGAUGUUCCGUCGCUAAGUGGACAUAAGAUUCUUGACAAAAGACAGUUCCCAUCAGGGUCAGUCAAGACAAGGCCGGGUUCCAGCAAGCAUUUACCAGUUGCACCAACGGAGAGAUGUGACAGACACGUCCACAACUAUAUAGACAUGUACUGCCAAAACCAUAACGAUGUUGCUUGUGGCACGUGUAUGGCUAUAGAUCACAGGUCAUGCAAAAAUAUCUUCUACAUACCAGAAUUUCUCCAGAACAACACCGGCACCACCACUACCAGGGAAAUUCAGCAAAAGCUGGACUCAGUUGCUCAGGCCUUGAAAGAGCAACAAGAAAAGUUCAAAAGAGAAAAUGAACGGCUCUUGAAAAGCAAAAUUGCUACGCUGGAGAGCAUCAAGAAGCUCAGAAAAGAUAUCAAUGACAGACUUGACCAACUUGAAAACAACACUAUAUCUGACAUUGAAGAAAAGUACAAAGCCUUCAUAAAUGAAAUGGAGGACAGUAUCAGAAUAUUGGAGACAAACAAAGCUAGUGUAAAGUCCGCUCGAAACAAACUAAAUCUGGCAAGUGACAACAAAUUGCAAAACUUUGUGAAUGUCAAGAAAGGAGAAAACAUUGCUGAAAAUGCGGCUAAAUCAGUAAAAGCAAACCAAUUACAAUCUCCAUUCAAAGACAUUGAUUUCACUGGAGAUCAUAGACUAGAUUCUUUGUUGCAUGAAAUAAAUGUUUUCGGCAAGAUUGAACAGAGAAUAGCCAUGAAGACAGAAAACAUUGGUACUGUGAAUAUUCAUAAGAACGAUUCUUUACUUCAAGUAAAAGGCAGCACAAAAUAUAGUGUUAAAGUUCAGUCAGAUGAAUACAGGUGUGAUAUUAUCAGCGCCUGUACUCUUGAGGAUGGAACAAUGAUACUGGCUGAUCAAAACAACAAAAAGCUGAAACGUUUAGACAGUUCUUCAUAUACUGUCAUAGACUACUGUGAUCUGCCUGGGAGUCCAUGGCAAGUUUGUUCUAUCAAUAAACAGCAAGCUGCUGUAUGUUUGCGAGGCAAGCACAAAGUGCAACUCAUUUCACUAUCAACUAAAAUGACAUUAACAAACAAAAUUAAAACUGGCUUUGCAUGUUAUGGUCUUUCAUAUGCUGAUAGCAAUCUGUACAUUUCAGACUAUACAUCAGUUUAUAUAUACAGUUUAUCAGGAAGAAAGCUGAAGCAGUUCAGUAAAGAUCAAUCAGGACAGAAUCUGUUCUCUGUCAUCCGCAGUGUAGCCGUCAGUAAGGAUGGUUCCAAGAUUUAUGUUGCUGACAAAUACAAUGGACUGAUUAUACUGGAUUAUAACGGGACAAUUGUUGAAAGAUUUAAUGACUCACAGUUAGAACGUGCCUAUGGUUGUUAUCUUACAGGUAGAGGGCUACUUGUGUGUGGAAAUAACUUCGACAAUGUGCUACAGUUUGGACUGAAUGGUAAUCCUAUAGGCGAGGUUGUGAAAUUUAGUGAUACAUUUGCUAGUCAUCAGGCAAUAUGUUGCAAUCAGCAAAUGUCAAAGAUGAUUAUAGGCAGAGACGAGAAUGACAUAGAAGUAUAUGAUGUGAUAUGAAGUAUAUAGAAACUUGAUAUGCAUCGCAAUGCUGAAUUGAAUGACAUUACGAAUGAUGAUUACAAAUUUUAUCUUAUCAUUGUUCUACUGAAAAAAAGAGCAACUUUUACUAAUAUUCAUAAUAUGAGUAUCAUUAUUAUGUAUGAUUGCCAUCAUAAUGCAGAAUUAAUGAAUGGAUAUGACACUAACAUUUUACACUACCAGUUAACAAUGCUAAUUUUGCACCUGCAUUGAUACUAUAUACUAUCCAAAUGAAAAAAUCAUUGUUAUUACUGGGCGCAAUCUAUAAAUAUAUGUAUUUUUCAUUUUGUAUAUUUUGUCAUAUCAUGAGGGUGUAAAUGCUUUUAUCAAUUGACACUACAAUAAGAAAGAUAAAUAUGUACCAAAUUUGAAUAUUUAAAAGCCUGUUGAACAGUACUUACAUUUAAUUUGCAGUAUGUACAUUUUUAUUAAAUAAAUGUUACAAGAUUUACAUUAGAAAUUUUAUUUCAUUCUCCUCAUGCAUUUUUCAUAUUGGUCAUAUUUAUAAACCAGAAUCGAGUUAUCGAAACGCAAAAUCAUGUCCUGGGGUCGUAUGUCCAAAGAUGUUUACCUUGAGAGGAUCAUAUGAAGGUCAUGGUCAUGUAUAUUGGUCAGUUUGAAGGUCUUGUCACAGGAUCAUUAAUGUAGGCGAAACGGUAAAAUCUGGUUA
Mercenaria mercenaria is the source of this 2489-nucleotide messenger RNA. RefSeq lists its product as uncharacterized. Gene Ontology annotation, molecular function: zinc ion binding. The transcript has 2 exons. The record is from RefSeq and is a predicted model, not a curated record. Lineage: Eukaryota; Metazoa; Mollusca; Bivalvia; Venerida; Veneridae. The coding region runs from base 59 to 1798 and encodes 579 amino acids.